AUGCCCGAGGAGCCGCAGAACAUUACUUUCCUAUCGACGAAAAAGACGGUGGCCACGUUUUAUCAGGGGUCAAGCUCGAACACGGCCAUCUCGUUUCGGCCAAAUACCUUGAAUUGCACAGUAGAGCUGUUUUCUUAUGGAUGGCCAAGUGACGCCGGAAAAGCAUCAUAUCUCCUAUUCAGAGUUAGCCCAGCAAACUACCGUAACCUCACCCCCAGCCGAUAUUGGGGCCGGGCAGUGACCCUAGUUUUACCGGCAAGUUGCGCAGCCGGAUUUCAGAUUGAAAAAAUAGAGGCUCCCGAGACUACAAACUACACCCUGGGGGCCCGCGAGGAUUUUGGGUACAUUUCGAGUCGGGAUUACCCCCUCGUUGGUGAUGCUGGACCUUCGAAAAUUUCAAUAAAUGUUUUAUUGAAUGAAACUGUGCUUAACGACUCUGAGGUGCAGCUGAACCUGUUGGAAUUGGUGGCAUACGAGCCGGGCAGUAAUUCCGACCAGUUGACGAUCAUCUUUGGCGAGGCCGGCUCGAAGAACUUCUCAACUCCGCAGAAAAAUCUACAGCUUAAGGGCACCGGGCAAAUGCAGAUAAUUUUUGAACCCGCUAAAAUGGACUCGCAUUUUUUGAUUCGAUACGAGACGAAAGCGGUGUUAGAACGAAAGACCUUCGUGAAUCUGAAUGCAGUCGAUUCGAGCUACACCUUAAAUGGGAAUAUGGUCAAGGAUAUUGACAUUUUCUCGAUCUAUGUCGACGGCCCGCCGACCACCUAUGUUUUUCCAUAUUUUGCAGCCCAAUCCCGGACUGAUUUUGAAAUCAUCGAUGCUGAAAAUAAUGUUUUUAGCUCCAAAGACCUCUCUGCCGCCUCGAACUUUACCGGCAACAUUCAGCUCGAUUUUACUGGGAAUAAGAAUUGGGACUUUGCCCUCAUCUUUCGAUUGGAUUAUGGAAAAAUCGAGCUUGCAAGCGACGUAGAUUUUGCCCUGCUUACGCUGGAUGCCUCGCAGUCGGUGACGGUAGAGAUUGGGACCAAAAACCGAACCUCCGUUUACUCCUUCGUCACUCCAUUCAACCGAACCUUCCCCUGUGCGUUGAUUCAGAACAUUUCGAUGAGUUGCCCUCAAAUUUCGCUAUACACGGGCGGUUACUACCGAAAUCUGACCACGUCCCCGGGGAAGUAUUUGCUCUAUGAAUUUGGGGAAGAUUAUACUGACAACUUUUACGCAAGCCAAAUUCGAUCAUUUUCCUUCAGCCUGGAAAUUCCGGAAAAUUGCGAUGUAUCGUUCGAGUUGACCGAAAAUUGCGAAGGAAAUCCCGACCUUUCCUAUAAUACCGUCCCCCUCGGCGGUCACGGCUUCUUUAUGAGUGACGCCUAUCGGCAAAACGACAACUUUUGGGCGAAUCGACCCUUGGAAAUCGAGAUUCGUGCCAAUGACACGGAGAAUACCACCGAAAUCGCUUUGAAUUUCGCUGCCUUUGAUGCCGGCUUUGAAAAUGGCGCAUCGGUUUUUAUUGAUUUUUCCGGUUCUAACAGCACGUUGAAUUUGUUCGCUCAAGAAGCAGUUUCGGUAGAUCUUACUGUCAAUUUGAAUGCGGUUGAUGCUUCCUAUGUGAUGAAUGGAUACUUGUUUAAAAAUACUAGUAUUGACCGUCUCCUGGUUACCGUCGACGAUCCAAACCUCUCCGUCUAUGUAUUGUCCAAAUUUGACUCGCAAAAUGAAACAAACUUCUGGAUUGCCGAUGCCAAGACGGCGGUGUUGCAAUCCAACGAGCUACCAGCCUACCAGGUCUUCCAAGGCGCCAUCACCGUGGAUUUGAGCGCAAACCAAAAUUUCAAUUUUGCAAUGAUAUUCCGGAGGAUAGGGGCGGAUGAAGCCGAUAUCCUCAAGAAAACGACAUUCACCGUGAUCAGCUGGUUGCCAGGUGCAAAGGGGAGUCCAAUUAUGAGCGCUGGCGACGAUCAGUACUCGGUGAUGACUAUCCUGGCACCGUUUGAACGCGAAUACCCGACGCUGCAGGUGGAGCCUCUGCAGAUGAACCGACCCAACUGCAAAGUGGUGAUGUACGCGGGAGGGCAACCAAGUGCAGCCGGGGCCGAGAAAUACAGAUUAUACGAUUUUACCAAUGCGACGAGCGACUUCCAGCUCUCGUGCACGAUCCGAGUUUUUGCGGUGACAUUUGUCGUGCCCUCGCUUUGCGGCCUGAUCGUUGCUUUGGAGGAGAAUAUUGACACCAUCGCCCCAAAAGUCGUUGAUGGCAGUCAUGGGUUUGCGAUGAGCAACGCGUACCGACAAAUGGACAAUCUCUGGCGCAACGAUCGGCCACUUGACACGAUUUACUCACUCGAUGCACCAAAGCCCAAUUCCAUCAAUGGAACCUUUGAUGUGACCGUAGCGAGCUUUGAGCCGGGAGUCAACAGUACCCUCACGUUUAACUUUGAGCAGAACACGAAAGUGUUUGCCGAGAAGGCACAGAACGCCAAUUUUUCGGAUGCAUCGACGGCGAUGAGCGUGAGAUACGAACCCACCACUUCCGACUCUGGAUUUUUAAUACGGUAUCGAUUUUCGACGGGCGAUACGGCUGCGACUGAUGCGACCAGCUCAACGGCUGCAGUAAUAACUGCGACUACAACAAAGGAUGGUGCUCGAGCUGCAUUUUCUUUAUCAAUUUUGAUGGUUUUAAUCGGUUUUCCA
Molecule: messenger RNA, 2688 nt
Organism: Mesorhabditis spiculigera
Lineage: Eukaryota; Metazoa; Nematoda; Chromadorea; Rhabditida; Rhabditidae
Source: the annotation of a GenBank genome assembly